AAAGCAUCACAAGAGUUAUAAAAACUCCCUGCCACUUGUUAUUAACAUGCGUUCGAUAUUUAUCACAUCUUCAACUUCUCUUUGCAGAUUUUGUUGAUAUGGCUGAUGUUGCCCGAGCUGAUAGGCUAUCACCACUCGAUUAUAAAGUCGAUAUACGCAACUUUUCAUUAAUUAAGGACAUGGGAAAAUACAAUUCAGCAGUUUUUGAAGCUAAAGGCUACAAAUGGAAAUUGGUUCUCCACCCAAAUGGAAACAAAAGCAAGAAUGUGACAGACCACAUCUCUCUCUACUUGGCAUUGGCAGACCCUGUUAAGCUUGGUUUCGAAGUUCGAGCAGUUUUUCACUUGUAUUUGUAUGAUCAUCUUAAAAAGGAGUUCUUGAAACCACCAGGCAUACCAAAAUUGUGGUACGUACUUGUUAAUAUUUUAUUGAUUGUUGCAGGAACAGAUGCUGAGGAGAAGAAAGGAUGCUUUCACCUAUUGAAUCGUGAAUGUGGUUUGGAUAAAUUCGUUGAUCAUAAGGUAUUUAGUGAUCCCAGCAGUGGUUUCCUCAAGGAACAAGAAGCUUGUACUUUUGGAGCAAAGGUGGUCUCUGUCAGCGAAGUUCGGACAACAGGCAGAGGAGAGUCCUUGUCAAUGAUAAAGAAAGACCUUCCUAUUACCUACAAAUGGAAGAUUGAGGAAUUCUCUACCAAGCGAGAAGAAGAAUGCGUUGAUUCCCCAGUAUUCAAUGCUGGGAAACAUCGCUGGAAGAUACAGCUCUAUCCUAGGGGAGAAGGCCUUGAAAAUGACACCCAUGUUUCUCUAUAUUUGGCUUUGGAAGAUCCCACAACCCCUGUUCCUAGCUCUAAAACAUAUGCAGCAGUCACAUUGCGCAUUCUGGAUCAAUCCAAGCAUAAACACAUCAGUCAUAAAGAUAAUUUCUGGUUCAGUCCCUCAAGCCCAAAUCAUGGAUGGCGAACGUUCAUUUCAGUUGGUGAAUUCGAUCGAUUGAAACAACGGCUUGUGGCCCGGGACACUUGUUUUGUGGAAGCAGAGAUUUAUCUUGUAGCAGAGACUGAAGAAUUUUAAUUACUGAUGAGGGAAUGUGGCAGUUUUCAUGUGCCUUCUCACCGCAUGUAAUUGUCACGUUUAACACAUGAACAAAUAAUAUGCAAUUAGCAAAUAAUAAUUAUUAAAAA
Hevea brasiliensis (rubber tree) is the source of this 1180-nucleotide messenger RNA. RefSeq lists its product as uncharacterized. Gene Ontology annotation, molecular function: protein binding. Bases 99 to 1070 code for a protein of 323 amino acids. The record is from RefSeq and is a predicted model, not a curated record. The transcript is spliced from 6 exons. Lineage: Eukaryota; Viridiplantae; Streptophyta; Magnoliopsida; Malpighiales; Euphorbiaceae.